Centropristis striata (black sea bass) is the source of this 1006-nucleotide messenger RNA. It is a transcript of the gene nip7, whose product is annotated as NIP7 nucleolar pre-rRNA processing protein. Gene Ontology annotation, cellular component: nucleolus; nucleus; preribosome, large subunit precursor. The record is from RefSeq and is a predicted model, not a curated record. The coding region runs from base 109 to 651 and encodes 180 amino acids. The transcript has 5 exons. Gene Ontology annotation, molecular function: RNA binding. Gene Ontology annotation, biological process: ribosomal large subunit biogenesis; ribosome assembly. Lineage: Eukaryota; Metazoa; Chordata; Actinopteri; Perciformes; Serranidae.
CCUGGCUUCCGCUGUAAAGUGUGACGACUUCCGUGUUGACCCACGUUUUUCUUGGUUCGCAAAGAAGACACAACUCCUUGCUAAUAAAAGUUGCUUUAAAUAUUCAAGAUGAGGCCACUUACAGACGAGGAGACGAAAACGAUGUUUGAGAAGUUGUCGAAAUACAUCGGUGAAAACAUCAAACUCCUGGUGGACCGACCUGACGGUACCUACUGUUUCAGGCUACACAAUGACCGUGUGUACUACAUGAGCGAGAAAAUUCUUAAGUUGGCCACAAAUAUAUCCCGGGACAAGCUUGUGUCAGUGGGAACAUGUUUUGGAAAAUUCACAAAGACCAUUAAAUUCCGCCUGCACAUCACAGCUCUGGAUUUCCUGGCACCCUAUGCAAAGUUCAAAGUGUGGGUGAAACCUGGAGCAGAGCAGUCCUUCCUCUAUGGUAACCAUGUGCUAAAAUCUGGGCUUGGGAGAAUCACUGAGAACACCAUGCAGUACCAGGGAGUUGUGGUUUACUCCAUGGCGGAUGUGCCACUGGGUUUUGGAGUGGCUGCCAAGUCCACCCAGGAGUGUCGGCGAGUGGACCCCAUGUCCAUUGUGGUGUUCCACCAAGCUGAUGUAGGAGAGUACAUUAGGAAUGAAGACACAUUAACAUAAAGAUGCAUCAACAGCUGGACUGUCAAAUGACCCUUUUUCUUGACCCAUUUCAUAGCCAGUAAGAUUCACUGAGAGUCACAUCCAGAACAGCUGUUUUCUUUUAACAGAAGUGGUUGGAUCCAAUGAUCUGGUUUAAUACCAGAUGUUACAGCUAGCCCACAUUUCCAAUGCAGCCUUCGGACUGAAACGAAAACAUCAACUCACACUGGGAUACUGAUUAAUCAUCAUCAUUAAUCAACAUGAUUCCCUGUCACAGAACCUUUCUAUACUACCUGAUCAAAAUGGGGAAGUAAAGUGAUUUUUUUUUUUAAGAUUGUAAAUGUCAUCUUCCAAAUAAACCCAUAACAUAUUUGUA